CUCGGCAUGUCUGUACAAGAGGAGUGAGAGGACGCUAGGAUCCCGGGAUAUGGGGGCCGUUGUUAUUGUGCAGGCUUUCCAGGGUGAGGACAGUCACAUCCAUUUGGAAGGUGUUCAAUUCCAGCACAUGGGCCAAGCAUUCCAGCAGCAACUGAGCGCACUGACCGUUGCCGGGGAUGCCCGUAUGACUGAUUCUUACAUUUGCGGUUGCUCUGUGUGGGAUUCCUUUGGUCGGGGACUCAGUCUGUCAAGGACCUCAGAGCUAAGAGUGGACAAUAAUGUUUUCUAUAACAUUUUAGGUCAUGGGAUUCUACUGGGAGGGUGGUUGGAACAGGGGAAUAGAGUCAGGCACAACACAGUGAUUGGACUUUCUGGAACUGAUGGACUUUCCAACAUAGAAACGUUAUCACCAGCAGGGAUCUACAUCAGGGCUCCUGCUAACCAGAUAGAG
This is a messenger RNA of Trachemys scripta elegans, 451 nucleotides long. RefSeq names its product fibrocystin-like. The record is from RefSeq and is a predicted model, not a curated record. Lineage: Eukaryota; Metazoa; Chordata; Testudines; Emydidae. The transcript is spliced from 3 exons. The annotation marks the transcript as partial.